This is a messenger RNA of Pestalotiopsis fici W106-1, 4566 nucleotides long. RefSeq names its product Lysophospholipase NTE1. The record is from RefSeq and is a predicted model, not a curated record. Gene Ontology annotation, biological process: lipid metabolic process. Bases 1 to 4566 code for a protein of 1521 amino acids. Lineage: Eukaryota; Fungi; Ascomycota; Sordariomycetes; Amphisphaeriales; Sporocadaceae. Gene Ontology annotation, cellular component: endoplasmic reticulum. The transcript is spliced from 3 exons. Gene Ontology annotation, molecular function: phosphatidylcholine lysophospholipase A1 activity.
AUGGAAUCCUCAGAGACUCUGUCCUCCACCAUGGAGGCCGCGCUCGUGGCCGCCAGUACGGCAGCUUCGCAAGUCAACACUGUUGCUGCAGUAAAAAGCUCGUCAUGGCUCGGCUGGUUUGGGAGGAUGAUCCUCUUCAUCUUGCAGCUGCUCUCAACCAUAGUAUACUGGAGUUUGAAGCUCACGACCUUUUCUCUGUCUACUCUGGUAUACCAGCUCUUCUCAACCAAGAUGACCGUCACCAUGAGCUUCACAACUCUGGCACUGAUAGUGGCCCUCGUGGUCUCUGCUGUAACAUGGGUUGUGAGAUACCGGUACUUGAACAUGUACUCUCGUCUCCCCCCUGAGCCUCAGCGCAAGGAGCCCGAAUUGGAUCUGCCGACCGAUUCGCACGAUGGAGGCAACAAACCGGGCUUGACGAAUUACUUGGAUGAGUUCUUGAGCGGCCUCAAAAUCUUUGGCUAUUUGGAAAGACCUGUCUUUCACGAGUUGACCAGGAGCAUGCAAACCAGAAAGUUGAUCGCUGGCGAAACACUAAACCUGGAAGAGGAACAAGGCUUCUGCCUCGUUGUGGACGGCCUCGUCGAGAUUUUUGUCCGGUCCUUGAACCGCAAUGGAGGCUCUCACAUGACGGAUCCUUUCGCCGAAGAUGGUGCUGCACAGUCCUCGGGCUCACAGCCUUACCAACUUCUAACCGAAGUCCGGAAUGGCGCUCCCAUGUCGUCGCUGUUUUCCAUCAUGUCCUUGUUUACAGAAGAUGUACAACUGCGAGUGCCAGUUGACGGCGAUUCAGUGCCCCCAUCUUCUGCAAACUCUUUCAGCGAGCAAUUACUGCCUACUCCUGGGCUGUCAGAGAUGCACCGUGUAUCAGAUUCAGUGCCAGGCACACCUCAGAUUCAUCCUAGCGGACGACGGGCAACAAUUGUGGACGAACCGGAAGUCAUCUCGCCAAGCUCUCCGAAUGGGAGCUACUUUAAUCAUAUUCCUCCAAUGUCACUUGAUCACUCGUCUAUGCCGCCUCGUGCAGCUCGACCGAUUCCAAAGAGGAUGGCUACCAAGUCUGUCCAUCCAGACAUUGUGGCGAGAGCUACUGUUGACACCACUAUUGCCGUUAUUCCAGCCAACGCUUUCCGUCGUCUGAUAAAGUUGUAUCCGAAGUCUACCGCGCACAUUGUCCACGUGAUUCUAUCCAGAUUUCAGCGUGUGACUCUUGCCACAGGUUACAAUUAUCUUGGCCUUUCAAACGAGGUGCUGCACAUUGAGAAGAACAUGAUCAAUUUCACAAUGUGUCAGCUCCCAAACGUCCUUCGAGGUGAUGCUCUCGAGCGGUUGAAGGAAAAGUUCAAAGCAGAAAGAGAACGUACAAGCGAAGAGGAUAGCGGCAAAGGUAUUGCAUUGCACAACGCUUCUGCUACAUCACAUAGACGUCAGAGGUCGGGCACAGGCUUGCGGAGAGACGCAGCCGUGACAGCUCUCUCCAAAGCUCGUGCCACUUCGAUCGUGGCUUCCACGAUCGCCCCGCCCCGAGAACGAUCUUCCCUGCACACCGCUGGGCCCGGCGAUUUGCUCGCUAAUGUCCAAUCUGCCCGCGCUGGCGGCUCUCGUGUGCCGGGAACACUGGACAUUCCUCUCACACCGUGGCAAUCUGGAGAGUCCAUUGCUCAACCCAAUCCCAAUUCUCCCAUGGCGCAUCAUGCUUUCAACCCAUUUUCGACGCAGAAACGCGCUCGUAUUGCCAUCGAUCCUAGGGAGUCUGUUGACGAAGACAAUUUGUUUCGUGUGUCUAUUUUGGAAUGCGUAUUCAACGCUUUGGGAAUGAGCCCGGGAGGCGGCUCCUCAAGGGGCCCUGAUUCGGUCGAAGCGUCCCCACGACUGGUGUCAUACGACCAGCGCAGGCAGAGAGCAGUUUUCUCCAACAACGCUUUCGGUUUCAUGGACUCACUUGAGGGCUCUACAGACUGGGAUGCGGAUUCCAUGACUUCCGGUGGUGUUUCAAAUACCGGCACCCCCAAUCCUCAACUUCUGGCUGCUGAAAUGAAGCACGAGGUGGAGAUUGUCUUCUUCCCUCAAGGCUCUGUUCUUGUAGAACAAGGAGAGCGCAGCCCGGGUCUCUACUAUGUCAUCGAUGGCUUCCUCGAUAUCGGUGUGCCAGCUGAGGACUCAGGAAGCGAGAUUUUAACCUCAACGAGCAAGAUGUCUUUGUCAGCCAUGCAGCGCGAAGAUUCGCAAACUCCCAAUCGACGCUCUUCAUCCAAACCCAAUGUUACCCCCUUGAACGGUUCUGUGCCAGGACUUGCUGGUGGUGAAGGCAAGAAGAGGGGCAAGCCUACCAGGAGGAGCGUUGCGCUCGUGAAACCUGGAGGGUUGGCCGGUUACAUUGGGACAGUCUCGUCUUACCGAUCCUUCAUUGAUGUUGUUGCGAAAACGGAUGUUUAUGUCGGAUUCGUUCCUCGUGCAACUCUGGAGCGUAUCGUGGAGAAAUAUCCAAUCGUCCUUCUGACCAUGGCAAAGAGACUCACCAAUCUCUUACCCCGGCUGAUUUUGCACAUCGAUUUUGCCCUCGAGUGGGUUCAGGUCAAUGCGGGGCAGGUCCUGUUUCACAAAGACGAAGAAAGCGAGGCAAUCUAUCUUGUUCUCAAUGGACGUCUGCGUCUGAUUGAGGACAGGAAAGGCGGUGGGCUCAAUGUGCGUGCCGAGUUCGGUCAAGGCGACAGCGUCGGUGAGCUGGAAGUUCUGACCGAGUCCACCAGGUCGGGAACUCUUCAUGCCAUACGGGACACUGAGCUUGUCAAGUUCCCCCGGACAUUGUUCAACAGCCUUGCACAAGAGCACCCCAACAUCACAAUCAAAAUCUCAAAGAUCAUAGCCUCCCGCAUGAGGACCUUGGUUGAUGAUCCUUCCAAUGUGGUCAGCAAAGAGCAUGCUGCUGGAACUUCGAUCAACAAGAUUUCCUCGACUCUCAACUUGAGGACCGUCGCAGUCCUCCCCGUGACCUCUGGAGUGCCCGUGGUUGACUUCGGAAACCGCCUGAUGAAUGCUCUGACUCAAAUCGGUGUGCCUGGAGGUGCUACCUCCCUUAACCAAUCCGCAAUUCUCAACCAUCUUGGCAAGCACGCUUUCAACCGAAUGGGAAAGCUCAAGUUGUCGCAAUACCUUGCUGAUUUGGAAGAGAAGUACGGAUUGGUCAUCUACGUUGCUGAUACCAAUGUUAAUUCACCAUGGACCCAGACCUGUAUUACGCAGGCUGAUUGUAUUCUCCUCGUGGGUCUAGCCGAGGGGUCCCCAGAGAUUGGUGAGUAUGAAAGAUUCAUGUUGGGACAGAAAUCAACAGCACGGAAGAUUCUUGUCUUGCUGCACGCGGAUAGAUAUUCACCGCCAGGCCUAACCAGAUCCUGGCUGAGAAAUCGUGUCUGGAUCAACGGUGGCCACUACCACAUCCAGAUGGCCUUCAAGUCAAACGCUGUCCCUGUGCACCCCCCGACGUCGCGGCGGCUAGGUGCCACAAUCAAGGAGCGCGUGCAAGUCCUGCAAGCAGAGAUUCAGAAGUAUACCAGUCGUAAGGUGCGGCAUACUCCCUACUACUCUCCAGAUGCCCCGUUCAAGGGUGAUUUCCAUCGGCUUGCAAGGCGUCUUUGUGGCAAGUCCAUCGGUCUCGUCCUUGGCGGAGGCGGUGCACGUGGCAUAACUCAGAUUGGCAUCAUUCGAGCCAUGGAAGAAGCCGGCAUCCCGAUUGAUGUCAUUGGCGGAACCUCGAUUGGUGCCUUUAUUGGAGCACUAUAUGCGAGGCACGCGGACGUGGUCCCGAUGUUUGGCCUGGCCAAGAAAUUUGCUGGUCGCAUGGGCAGCAUGUGGCGGUUCGCGCUGGAUCUCACAUAUCCCUCAGCGUCCUACACAACUGGCCACGAAUUCAACCGCGGUAUAUUCAAGACUUUUGGAAACCACCAAAUUGAAGAUUUCUGGCUGGAGUACUACUGCAACACAACAAACAUCAGCAAGAGCCGCGGUGAAAUCCACACCAGUGGCUAUGCUUGGAGAUAUGUGCGUGCUUCCAUGUCCCUGGCCGGCCUUUUGCCACCUUUGUGUGACGAAGGCAGCAUGUUGCUUGAUGGCGGUUACAUUGACAACUUGACCGUCUCACACAUGAAGUCUCUUGGCGCCGAUGUGAUCUUUGCGAUUGAUGUAGGUGCUUUGGAUGACGACACACCACAAGCGUAUGGAGAUUCCCUUUCGGGAAUGUGGGCAUUCUUCAAUCGAUGGAACCCAUUCUCGUCCAUUCCCAAUCCCCCAACCUUGGCGGAGAUCCAGGGCCGCCUGGCCUACGUCUCGAGUGUUGAUGCGCUUGAGAGGGCCAAGACUAUGCCGGGCUGUAUUUAUCUGCGCCCACCGAUUGAUGACUAUGGAACUCUUGACUUUGGCAAGUUUGAUGAGAUUUACCAGAUGGGAUACCAGUAUGGUAAGGAGACCCUGGCCCGCUUGCGUGAAGAAGGUGAUCUUCCACUUGUUGAAGAGACAGAAGCGAAGAAGGCCCUCAGGAGAACCAUGGCGCCCCGUAGAGCCAGUAUUUGA